CCUGUUUUUCCCCAUUGCUCAGAUGUAUGGCCGGUACACUCAGGACCUUGGGGCUUUUGCCAAAGAGGAAGCUGCUCGGAUCCGCCUGGCAGGGCCGGAGCCCUGGAGGAGCCCGCUGUCCCCUCCAGCUCCCCUGGAACUCCUCGAAUACGGACAGAGCCGCUGUGCCCGGUGCCGCAUCUGUUCCGUACGCUGUCAUAAGUUCCUAGUAUCCAGGGUUGGUGAAGACUGGAUCUUCCUGGUCCUGCUGGGGCUCGUCAUGGCGCUGGUCAGCUGGGCCAUGGACUAUGCCAUUGCCGCCUGUCUGCAGGCUCAGCAGUGGAUGUCUCGAGGCUUGAACACCAGCCUCUUGCUCCAGUACCUGGCCUGGGUCACCUAUCCUGUCGUCCUCAUCACUUUCUCAGCCGGAUUUACACAGAUCCUGGCUCCUCAGGCUGUCGGGUCCGGCAUCCCCGAGAUGAAGACCAUCUUGCGGGGCGUGGUGCUAAAGGAAUACCUCACCCUCAAGACCUUUGUGGCGAAGGUCAUCGGGCUGACCUGUGCUCUGGGCAGUGGGAUGCCCCUUGGCAAAGAGGGCCCUUUUGUACAUAUCGCAAGCAUGUGUGCUGCGCUGCUCAGCAAGUUCCUCUCCCUCUUCGGGGGCAUCUAUGAGAAUGAAUCCCGGAACACAGAGAUGCUGGCCGCUGCCUGUGCCGUGGGAGUGGGCUGCUGCUUUGCAGCACCGAUCGGAGGUGUCUUGUUCAGCAUUGAGGUCACCUCCACCUUCUUCGCGGUGCGGAACUACUGGCGGGGCUUCUUUGCUGCCACCUUCAGUGCCUUCAUCUUCCGGGUCUUGGCGGUCUGGAACCGUGAUGAAGAGACUAUCACUGCUCUCUUCAAAACCCGGUUCCGGCUUGACUUCCCCUUUGACCUCCAGGAGCUGCCAGCCUUUGCUGUCAUUGGUAUUGCCAGUGGCUUUGGGGGGGCGCUCUUUGUCUACCUGAACCGGAAGAUUGUCCAGGUGAUGCGGAAGCAGAAAACCAUCAACCGCUUCCUCAUGAAAAAACGCCUGCUCUUCCCGGCUCUCGUGACCCUGCUCAUCUCCACGCUGACCUUCCCCCCUGGCUUGGGACAGUUCAUGGCUGGACAGCUGUCACAGAAAGAGACGCUGGUCACCCUGUUUGACAACCGGACAUGGGUCCGCCAGGGCCUGGUGGAGGAGUUAGAGCCUCCCGGAACUUCACAGGCCUGGAGCCCUCCACGUGCCAAUGUCUUCCUCACCCUGGUCAUCUUCAUUCUCAUGAAGUUCUGGAUGUCGGCCCUGGCCACCACUAUCCCAGUACCCUGUGGGGCCUUCAUGCCUGUCUUUGUCAUUGGAGCAGCAUUUGGGCGUCUGGUGGGCGAAAGCAUGGCCGCCUGGUUCCCAGAUGGGAUUCACACGGACAGCAGCACCUACCGGAUUGUGCCUGGGGGCUAUGCAGUGGUGGGAGCGGCUGCACUGGCAGGAGCAGUGACACACACGGUGUCCACAGCUGUGAUCGUGUUUGAGCUCACAGGCCAGAUCGCCCACAUCCUGCCCGUCAUGAUCGCCGUCAUCCUGGCCAAUGCUGUAGCCCAGAGCCUACAGCCCUCACUCUACGACAGCAUCAUUCGAAUCAAGAAACUGCCUUAUCUGCCUGAGCUGGGCUGGGGCCGCCACCAGCAGUACCGGGUGCGAGUGGAGGACAUCAUGGUGCGAGAUGUUCCGCAUGUGGCCCUCAGCUGCACCUUCCGGGACCUGCGGUUGGCUCUGCACAGGACUAAGGGCCGCAUGUUGGCCCUAGUUGAGUCCUCUGAGUCGAUGAUCCUCCUGGGCUCCAUUGAGCGCUCACAGGUGGUGGCACUGCUGGCGGCCCAGCUAAGCCCAGCCCGCAGGCGGCAGCACCUGCAGGAGCGGAGAGCCGCCCAGACUCCUCCGCCACCCGAUCAGGAGAGCCCCCCCAGCCCUGAGAGCUCAGUCCGCUUCCAGGUGAGCACAGAGGGCUCGGGCUUCCCUGCAGCCCGGGGGGACACUCACAAGCCCCUGAAGCCUGCUCUCAAGAGGACAUCCAGCAACUCCAUGAGCCUCAGAGAGAGUCCCCCAGGGAAUGUGGAGCAGGCUGGCAUCGCCCUCAGGAGCCUCUUCUGUGGCAGUCCGCCCCCCGAGGCUGCUUCAGAGUUGGAGAAGUCGGAACCAUGUGACAAGCGCAAGCUGAAGCGGGUCCGAAUUUCCCUGGCAAGCGACUCAGACCUGGAAAGUGAAAUGACCCCUGAGGAGAUUCUGGAGUGGGAGGAGCAGCAACUAGAUGAACCUGUCAACUUCAGCGACUGCAAAAUUGACCCUGCCCCCUUCCAGCUGGUGGAGCGGACCUCUUUGCACAAGACUCACACCAUCUUCUCACUCCUGGGAGUGGACCAUGCUUACGUCACCAGUAUUGGCAGACUCAUUGGGAUCGUUACCCUAAAGGAGCUCCGGAAAGCUAUUGAGGGCUCUGUCACAGCACAGGGCGUGAAAGUCCGGCCACCCCUCGCCAGCUUCCGUGAUAGUGCCACCAGCAGCAGUGACACAGAGACGACGGAGGUGCAUGCACUCUGGGGGCCCCACUCCCGCCACAGCCUCCCCGGGGAGGGCAGCCCUUCUGACAGCGAUGACAAGUGCCAGUGAAUUCCUCAGCAGGCGGCCUGGGGUGGCAGUGGCCUUGCUGUCAGCCCGGGUCCUACAGCUCUCCUGUCCCUUCUGCCGUGGGAAAGCAGGAGGCAGCUACAGCCAAAGGUUGGGGCCCCAGCCCCCCAUCCAGACCAGGGGCACCAGCCUCUGCUUGGAAUCUGACACAGCACCCACCUGCAGUGUUCCAAGGGCAGGAAGAUCAGCACUGCCCUGGUGGGAUGGGGAUGG
Messenger RNA from Myotis davidii, 2893 nucleotides. RefSeq names its product chloride voltage-gated channel 2 (gene CLCN2). The transcript has 23 exons. Gene Ontology annotation, biological process: chloride transport; transmembrane transport. Lineage: Eukaryota; Metazoa; Chordata; Mammalia; Chiroptera; Vespertilionidae. Gene Ontology annotation, molecular function: voltage-gated chloride channel activity. The record is from RefSeq and is a predicted model, not a curated record. Gene Ontology annotation, cellular component: membrane. Bases 23 to 2662 code for a protein of 879 amino acids.